AUGUCAUCAACAGUUGAAGAACCCUCUCAGGCUGAGCGCCUCGAAGAUGUCGCCGUGGCAGGAGUGGGAGCCGAUGAUAAAGAAAGCGUUGGUGAUCCAUUAUCAGAAACUGCUCCCAAUGGGUCGGUUGAGAGACCCUCGAAUGGAUCAGAUGAAGUCAUGGAGGCGAAGGAGGAUGCAGCGGUAGAAGAGAAGCCACCAAUACCACCGCAAGCACCGGAGCGGAGCAAAGGGAAGGUUGCGUUGAUUAUGGGAUCGCUCAUGAUCGCUGUGUUUCUUGCUGCUCUAGAUACCACUAUCAUCACAACUGCCGUCCCGACGAUCACCGCACAUUUCCACUCUUCGGAAGCCGAUUACACAUGGAUAGGAUCAGCCUACCUUCUGGCAGCGGCAGCAGCGACGCCUACAUGGGGGAAGAUCAGUGAUAUCUGGGGUCGCAAGCCAAUCAUAUUGGUGGCCAACGCUGUUUUUUUCGUUGGCUCUCUCAUAUCGGCUUUGAGUAUCAAUGUCCAGAUGCUCCUUGCGGGUCGAGUCAUUCAAGGAACAGGAGGUGGAGGCUUGAUCAUUUUAGCUAAUAUUUGCAUAAGCGACUUGUUCAGCAUGAGAGAUCGUGGCAAAUAUUUUGGGAUGAUUGGGGCCGUUUGGGGCAUUGCAAGUGCUGUCGGUCCAAUACUCGGAGGUAUCUUCACAGAGAAAGUCUCGUGGCGCUGGUGUUUCUACAUCAACCUUCCCUUUGAUGGUAUUGCCUUCGCCAUCAUUGUCAUCUUCCUCGACAUUGAAACACCAAAAACACCCAUCCUAGACGGCUUGAAAGCCAUUGACUGGCUCGGUGUCAUACUCGUAACCGGCGGCACUGUCAUGUUCCUCCUUGGCCUCGAAUAUGGCGGUGUAUCCUUUCCCUGGUCCUCCGCCACAGUCGUCUGCCUACUGGUAUUUGGCGUCGUCACCAUUGUUCUCUUCUUCAUCAACGAAUGGAAAGUGGCCAAAUACCCCAUGAUGCCACUCCACCUCUUCUCCAAACUUUCCAACCUCGCUGCGCUAGGGGUCUGCUUCGUUCACGGCAUGGUAUUCAUUUCCGGCGCCUAUUUUUUCCCUCUCUACUUUCAGGCCGUCCUCGGCGCCAACCCCAUUCUUAGCGGAGUCUACCUUUUCCCCUUCGUGAUCUCUCUCUCCUUCACCUCCGCCUUCGUCGGCAUCUUCAUCAAGAAGACAGGGCACUACCUCCCGCCUAUCUGGCUCGGACUGUUCUUCAUGACUGUUGGCUUCGGUCUCUACAUCGACCUCCCUGUCGGUCGUACUUGGGGUCGCAUCUUUCCCUUCCAAAUAAUAGCCGGUAUUGGUGUGGGACCAAACUUUCAGGCACCUCUUAUAGCCCUACAAACCCUUGUGCCUCCGAGGGAUAUCGCAACUGCCACAGCGACUUUUGGUUUCAUUCGCAAUCUCAGUACCUCCAUCUCCGUCGUCAUUGGCGGCGUCAUCUUCCAAAACGCAAUGAAAAAGCGCGAAUCGACCCUAAUCGCAGCUACGAACCAGCAAAUCGGCUCUGCACUCGGUGGUGGUGGCGCAGGUGCCGCUACAUCAGUCGUGAAGAGUCUCCCAGAGCCAGGUAGACAUACAGUGAGAGCCACCUAUGUGGCAAGUCUACGAGAGAUGUGGAUCUUCUACGUUUGCGUUGCAGUAGUUGGGCUGGCCCUGAGUCUAUUCAUCAAGAAGAAGACGUUGAGCAGGACGCAUGAAGUGACAAAAACGGGCUUAGCGGCGGAAGAACACAAUCGGAUGGAGAGGAAACAGGAAGCUGAGAGCAAGAAGGCUAGCAAAAGGGCGUCUGGUAUGAACGGCAGGAAGAGUGGGGAUUUUACUGGUGCGACGGGGACAGCGACGACUCAAAUCACGGAUGCGGAGAAGACAAACGGCGACAACAACGUCUAA
This is a messenger RNA of Letharia columbiana, 1929 nucleotides long. RefSeq lists its product as uncharacterized. Gene Ontology annotation, biological process: transmembrane transport. Bases 1 to 1929 code for a protein of 642 amino acids. The transcript has 5 exons. NCBI's taxonomy places the organism in Eukaryota, Fungi, Ascomycota, Lecanoromycetes, Lecanorales, Parmeliaceae. The record is from RefSeq and is a predicted model, not a curated record. Gene Ontology annotation, molecular function: transmembrane transporter activity.